Molecule: messenger RNA, 1107 nt
Organism: Aspergillus aculeatinus CBS 121060
Lineage: Eukaryota; Fungi; Ascomycota; Eurotiomycetes; Eurotiales; Aspergillaceae
Product: alkene reductase
Exons: 1
Coding region: 1-1107 (368 amino acids)
Molecular function (GO): FMN binding; NADPH dehydrogenase activity
Source: RefSeq, a predicted model, not a curated record
AUGUCGAAGCUAUUUAAACCCCUUCAGAUUGGGAGUAAAACCCUCAAUCAGCGAAUUGCCAUGGCCCCCAUGACCCGCCUUCGCGCUGAUCAGUCACAUCUUCCUCUGCCCUCUGUGAAAGCGUACUAUGGGCAACGUGCAAGUGUUCCAGGGUCCCUUAUUGUCACUGAGGCCACUGUAAUCAGUCCUCGACAUGGAGGAUAUCCCAACGUUCCUGGAAUCUACAGUGACAACCAAGUAGCUGCCUGGAAAGAAGUUACAGAUUCGGUACACAGCAAGGGGUCUUACAUUUAUCUCCAACUCUGGGCUUUGGGCCGUGCCGCAAAUCCUGCCUUCUUGAACCAAGGAGGGCAUCCACUUCUUUCGGCUAGCGACAGUCCGAUGAAAAGUACGUUCAGUGAUGAGAUCCAUCAGCCUCGCUCCAUGACCGAGAGCGAGAUCCACGAUUCUAUCGCAGACUUCCGAAAUGCAGCAAAAAAUGCGAUCAGUGCUGGAUUUGACGGGGUAGAAAUCCAUGGAGCCAAUGGAUAUCUUGUCGAUCAAUUCCUUCAGGACGUUUCGAAUACCCGAACGGACAAAUGGGGCGGAAACGUUGCCAAUCGAUCGAGGUUCGCUGUUGAGGUCACCCGCGCGGUUGCUGCCGAGAUUGGCAAUCAGCGUACUGCAAUCCGCCUAAGUCCAUGGAGCAGAUAUCAAGGAAUGCGCAUGGAAGAUCCCACCCCACAAUUUUCGGAUCUCGUUCGGAAACUGGCUCAGUUCAACCUGUCUUAUCUUCACGUUUGUGAGUCUGAUGCUAAGGACAAAAACGACGGGGAUCUGAAUUGGCUGUUGGAGGCAUAUGGCAAUAGCAGCCCUGUUUUAGUUGCCGGUAACUAUAAUGGAGAUACUGCUAAGACCGCAGUCGACACUACUUAUGCAAAGCAUGACGUGGUUGUUGCUUUUGGUCGCCCAUACAUUGCAAACCCCGACCUGCCUUUCAGGGUCAAGCACGGACUCCCCUUCGCGCAUUUCGACCCGGCAUCCAUGUAUGGGCAAGGAUCUCAGGGCUACAUUGACUAUCCCUUCAGUGAAAAGUUCUCGUCGAGAACGGGCGCAGGUCAAGCCUAG